Messenger RNA from Lindgomyces ingoldianus, 1852 nucleotides. RefSeq lists its product as uncharacterized. Gene Ontology annotation, molecular function: glutaminyl-tRNA synthase (glutamine-hydrolyzing) activity. Bases 1 to 1839 code for a protein of 612 amino acids. The record is from RefSeq and is a predicted model, not a curated record. Lineage: Eukaryota; Fungi; Ascomycota; Dothideomycetes; Pleosporales; Lindgomycetaceae. The transcript is spliced from 4 exons. Gene Ontology annotation, biological process: mitochondrial translation; glutaminyl-tRNAGln biosynthesis via transamidation.
AUGCUUGCCCACCCCUUCCGCACCGCUCUCGCUGCAUUCUCCAAUAGACCGUAUAUAUGUCAGUCGUGUCUGUGCCGGGUGAAACCGCAGCUAUUAGCUUCUAGGCACCCCGUCAUAAAGAUUACAAGCCGAGCUCUUCAGACACAGGACAAUGCUCCCAAUAAGGACAACGCGCCGUUCCGGAAAUCGCUGAAAGAUGCCGCAAAGCAGAAACGAAAACAGGAACGCGAAAAUGCUGGGGCUUCAAAGAAGUCGCAGAAAGGCAAAGACACUCGGCUAGAGAAAUGGGAGCUCACGGUCGGAAUCGAAAUCCAUGCAGAGCUCAACACGGCCCGGAAGCUAUUCUCCAGCGCUACCACUUCUGUCAACGAAUUGCCCAAUACUCAUGUUGCUCUGUUUGAUGCCGCAUUUCCAGGAUCUCAGCCUCAUUUCCAGAUCGAGACACUCAUUCCUGCCUUGCGUUCUGCUCUAGCUUUGAGUUGCAACAUCCAGCAAAAAAGUACCUUUGACCGAAAACACUAUUUUUAUCAGGACCAGCCUGCUGGAUACCAGAUUACCCAGUACUAUGAACCCUUUGCACGGGAUGGCCACAUCACACUCUACCCUCACGAUUUCCCUAGUGGUGUUUCGCCCGAGGGCGGUCCUGUGACAAUUGGCAUAAGGCAGAUUCAGAUAGAGCAAGACACAGCCAAAACCGUGCUUCAGCCCCCUUCCACCUAUCUCCUCGAUUUCAAUCGUGUAUCCCACCCUCUCAUUGAAAUAAUAACGCUUCCUCAUAUCCAUAAUGCUUCGACGGCCGCAGCUUGUGUGCGCAAGAUACAAGGUAUACUCAAAGCCGUCAAUGCGGUAACUGCUGGUAUGGAAAUGGGCGGUCUUCGUGCAGACGUGAACGUUUCGGUUCGUGAGCGAAAUGCGCAGGCUGGAGUAGCCGGUCUAUCAUAUUAUGGGGUUAGCGGCCUAGGGCAGCGGACAGAAAUUAAGAACCUAGCAAGUGUAAAGGCAGUUGAAGAGGCAAUUAUCGCCGAGCGAGAUCGACAAAUCGGAUUACUAGAGAGCGGCGGUGUUGUAGAAGGAGAGACACGUGGGUGGACAAUCGGCAGCAAGACAACGAAGCGGCUGCGAGGCAAAGAAGGCGAGAUCGACUACCGUUAUAUGCCCGACCCAGAUAUCGCACCCAUCAUUGUUGGAAAUGACGUUGUUGAGCACCUUCGGGAGACUCUCCCCAUGCUGUCGGACGAUUACAUACAGAAGCUCGUAUCUAAAGAAUACGGACUGACGUCCAAAGAUGCGAGCACUCUUCUCCUCCUUGAUGACGGCGAUCGGUUAGACUACUAUUUUGAUGUCGUUGAGAACCUCCGAAGUACCUUCUCCGGAACUCGUGAUGUUCUAAGCCGUGUUGGAAAAGUGGCGGGGAACUGGGUCCUCAUGGAAUUGGGCGGACUGUUCAAGAAUGAGGAGUGGUCCAGCAGCCGCGUCCCUUCGGAUGCGCUCGCAGCCAUCAUAGCCCAUCUACUACGCAAGCAGAUUACCGGCCGGACCGCGAAGCUUCUCCUUUCCAUGAAAUUUGAAGGAGACGCCCGCUUAGUCGAACACAUUAUCAUUGACGAUGAUAUGAUUCUACGGCCACUGUCCCGUCAAGAGUACACGGCACUGGCUGAGAAGGUCCUAGAAGGGAAGCCAGACAUGGUAAGAGAUAUUGUCGAAAAUCAGCAGCAUCAGAAACUGAAAUGGUUCGUUGGGCAAAUGAUGGCUAGGAGCGCUGAAGGCACAGUGGAACCUGGCGCUGCAGAGGCAACCCUAAGGGAGUUGUUGCAGCUUCCUCCUUUGGAGCAGAAAUAAGAGAGCGGUAAAG